CAGUUCAACGUGGAGGCCUUUAAGAACACUUCCAACUCCAGUUAAAACACAGAUAAGUGGGCUAGGACCAAAACUUUGGACUGUUCCUUACGACUUUUGAAGCUACUUGUGGUUCUCGUUUAUAUCACAUCUGUGUCUAUCAUCUGGAAAAUGACUGAAGAAAAAAUAUUUCCACAGAGCAGGUGAAUUUAAAAGAAAGCUCCCGCACACAUAGCUGAUACGCCACCUACUGCAAAACCGAGCUGACAGCGCAGGCGACGCUGCCCGCAUUUCCAUUCCAUCACCAGACUGGGGCUGAAUAAAGGCGUGCUUGUGUGGUAGUGUUUCUUUUUUAAAAAUCUCAAAGCCAAGAAGAACAGGCUGAAAUAGCAUUUUCAAAAAUGGAGCGUAAAAUAAACAGAAGAGAAAAAGAAAAGGAGUAUGAAGGGAAACACAACAGCUUGGAAGAUGCUGACCGAGGAAAGAACUGCAAAUCCACACUGAUGACCCUCAACGUUGGUGGAUAUUUAUACAUUACUCAAAAACAAACACUGACCAAGUACCCAGACACUUUCCUUGAAGGUAUAGUAAACGGAAAAAUCCUCUGCCCGUUUGAUGCUGAUGGUCAUUAUUUCAUAGACAGGGAUGGACUCCUCUUCAGGCAUGUCCUAAACUUCCUACGAAAUGGAGAACUUCUACUGCCCGAAGGGUUUCGAGAAAAUCAACUUCUUGCACAAGAAGCAGAAUUCUUUCAGCUCAAGGGACUGGCGGAGGAAGUGAAAUCCAGGUGGGAAAAAGAACAGCUAACACCCAGAGAGACUACUUUCUUGGAAAUAACAGAUAACCAUGAUCGCUCACAAGGACUGAGAAUUUUCUGUAAUGCUCCUGAUUUCAUAUCAAAAAUCAAAUCUCGCAUUGUUCUGGUGUCCAAAAGCAGGCUGGAUGGAUUUCCAGAGGAGUUUUCAAUAUCAUCAAAUAUCAUUCAAUUUAAAUACUUCAUAAAGUCUGAAAAUGGCACUCGACUAGUACUAAAAGAAGACAACACCUUUGUCUGUACCCUGGAAACUCUUAAGUUUGAGGCUAUAAUGAUGGCCUUAAAGUGUGGUUUUAGACUGCUGACCAGCCUGGAUUGUUCCAAAGGGUCAAUUGUUCACAGCGAUGCCCUUCAUUUUAUCAAGUAAUUACCUGUGUCAUGAACAAAGGCAACAAGCAUGCAGCCAGCAAGCUUCGGAAAACCACAGCAUCAAAGGCAUCCCGAAUAACGUGUGCCGGGCCAGCUCUGUACUCAGAGCCCUGCUGCUAAUCAAUUACUGUGAGCUAAGGGUAUGUAAAUUCUAUUGCUAAAGAUGUCCUUCUCAAGGGUGUUCCUGCUGAUCAGACUCUUAUAAUGAAAACAAUGAUGUUCUAUAUAUUGUAAAUAAAGACUGAAUGCUUUUGCUAUUUGUUUAUUUCCCCUGAAGCUGUCUUUCAAUCAGAAUGUCUUGGGUACUUGCACAAUGAACAAGCAUGUACAUUAUCUAUCAUUCAUUUAAGUAAAUGGUAAUAAAAUAUGUUAAGGGGCUAUAAGAUUUAAAAUCUUUUCUAUAAAACUACAAAGAAACUGAACUGGUAAAAAUUAACUACGGAGAGCAAAAGAAAUGUGCAGAUGUACUAAGUAAGACAGAGCUCUAGUGAAACCAAAUGUAAUUGUUAAGAAGGUAUUAAAGUUAUUGAUUUAAUUUUAAUGGCAGGCACCAAAAGCUUAUUCACAGUUCCUGUAUUUCAUACUAGAAUUAUAGCUGAAUUGACAUAUUGCUGAACAUUCCUAGAAAACUGCGUAAUGACAAUAAAAAAUAAAUAAAAG
Callorhinus ursinus (northern fur seal) is the source of this 1822-nucleotide messenger RNA. The record is from RefSeq and is a predicted model, not a curated record. NCBI's taxonomy places the organism in Eukaryota, Metazoa, Chordata, Mammalia, Carnivora, Otariidae.